This is a messenger RNA of Nerophis ophidion (straightnose pipefish), 2520 nucleotides long. RefSeq names its product solute carrier family 6 member 4b (gene slc6a4b). Bases 45 to 1802 code for a protein of 585 amino acids. The record is from RefSeq and is a predicted model, not a curated record. Lineage: Eukaryota; Metazoa; Chordata; Actinopteri; Syngnathiformes; Syngnathidae. Gene Ontology annotation, biological process: serotonin uptake; sodium ion transmembrane transport. Gene Ontology annotation, cellular component: membrane; neuron projection. The transcript has 13 exons. Gene Ontology annotation, molecular function: serotonin:sodium:chloride symporter activity; serotonin binding.
UAUGACUUUUUCACAGUCCGGUGACCCAACACAACUCGGCGGUCAUGGCCAGUAGUAUGACCCACCACGGCUCCCCGAACCUCGGCUACACGCCCAACAACGUGGUCCCGGUGCCCAUCAUCACGCAGACGGACUCAAGGGACAAAUGGAGCAAAAAGAUGGACUUUCUCCUGUCUGUUGUGGGCUUCGCCGUGGACCUUGGAAAUGUUUGGAGAUUUCCGUACAUAUGUUACCAAAAUGGUGGCGGAGCUUUCCUCAUUCCAUAUAUCCUGAUGGCCAUCUUUGGAGGAGUGCCCCUCUUUUACAUGGAGCUAGCACUGGGACAGUUUCACAGAACCGGCGCCAUAUCCAUAUGGAAACACAUCUGCCCCAUUUUCAAAGGAAUAGGUUAUGCCAUUUGCGUCAUUGCCUUGUACGUGUCCUUCUAUUACAACACCAUCAUCGCCUGGGCCCUCUUCUACUUCUACUCCUCCUUCUCCACCAUCUUGCCAUGGACAAACUGCGACAAUGCGUGGAACACUGCCAACUGCACCAACUACUUUGGCAUUGACAACGUCACAUGGACAGAUUCCUCCAGAUCUCCGGCAGAGGAAUUUUACACGAGGAACGUCCUCGAGAUCCACAAGUCAUCAGGCCUGGCAAACGUCGGAGGUGUUCGCUGGCAGCUGAUGCUCUGCCUUUUUCUCAUUUUUACUAUUGUUUACUUCAGCCUCUGGAAGGGGGUGAAGACUUCUGGAAAGGUUGUAUGGGUAACUGCCACUCUGCCCUACAUCGUUCUUUUCAUUCUGUUGAUCCGUGGUGCCACUCUGCCAGGAGCUUGGAGAGGAGUGGAGUUUUACCUCAAACCCCAAUGGGACAAACUACUGGAGACCAGUGUGUGGGUGGAUGCUGCUUCUCAGAUCUUCUUCUCCCUUGGUCCCGGCUUCGGAGUACUCUUGGCACUCUCCAGCUAUAACCCUUUUACUAACAACUGCUACCGCGACGCCAUUGUGACCAGUUUGGUGAACUGUCUGACCAGCUUCGUGUCAGGGUUUGUCAUCUUUACAGUGCUGGGCUACAUGGCAGAGAUGAGGCAAGUAAAGGUGGAGGAUGUGGCCAGAGAUAAAGGACCCAGUUUACUCUUCAUCACCUACCCCGAGGCCAUCGCCAACAUGAUGGGUUCCACCUUCUUUGCGAUCAUUUUUUUCGUAAUGAUGAUCACUCUGGGACUGGACAGCACGUUCGGUGGGCUGGAGGCGAUCAUCACAGCGGUGUUAGAUGAAUAUCCCCAUCAUUUCUCUCAAAGACGUGAACUUUUUGUCCUUUGCUUGGUGGUGGUCUGCUUCCUGGGUUCUUUGAGUACUCUCACUAAUGGUGGUGCAUACGUGGUGAAGCUGCUGGAGGAGUUCGGGGUCGGAAGCUCCAUCAUUGCCGUGGGAUUCCUUGAGGCCAUUGCAGUUUCCUGGUUCUAUGGUAUCAACAGGUUCAGCAAUGACGUUCAGGCCAUGCUGGGCAAGGCCCCAGGACUCUUUUGGAAGGUUUGCUGGGUUGUGAUCAGUCCAGCCUUUCUCGCGUACAUCAUAGUGAGCUCGCUCGUCAAAGCACCCCACCUCACCUUGUUUGACUACAAGUACCCGGACUGGAGCAUCACAGUUGGAUACCUCAUUGGCUUGUCAUCCUUCAUGUGGAUCCCCAUCUACAUGGUUUAUAAGCUGGUGUGGACGCCAGGUUCUCUGAAACAGAGGCUGGCAGUGUGUCUGCGGCCAGAGAGAACCAUACCAGACAUCCAUGCCAACAGCCUCAACAUGGCCACUGUCCCAUAACUAACAGCAGACAGUAAAAACACACUUGUCUCUCCUUUCUUUAUUUCUUUCGAGUUUUGUCUGUGACAUUACGACUGUUUGCAGCUCAAACGGGCUGCUUUUUCUCACUCUGUGGACAAUUCCGAAUUCAACAUUAAGGGUAUAGUGAAGCGCAGCAAUAUGAAUACUCACACCUGCAUUGUGUUCAUCUUUGCACAUUAGCCUACUUACUAAAAAUAUCCACAAUAACUCUUCCACUAGUGUAUGUUUCACACUGCCAUAAUGUCAUGGGAGAUCACAGCAUUAUAUCUAUGGUAUGGGAACAUACUAGUCAAUGUAUUAUAAUAUCAUGUUCAGCUAAAUUUAAAGGUAUUUUGUUCCUUGUGUAAUUUCAUAGGAUUAAGACAAGGCUUUACUUUGGGUGCCUGUUUAAAUAAGGGAUGUCCCAAACCGAUAUUGAAAGUGGUCCGAUUUUAGCAAAAAGGCCAAUAUUAAAAACUAUAUUGGUUUGCUUCUAAAAUCUAUAAUAUCGGGGCCGCGAUACAAGCAGUCCUGCAGCGUGUUUGUGCAAAGCUGGACAGCCAAAGUCCUCCAAUAAACACACCAGGUCUGUCUUUUCUUAUAUUUUAGUUAAGUCAUUUACAAAUUGUAAUCAUGGUAGGUUAUAGGCUACUAGGAGCUAGCAGCUACACAACAGCUAAGCACACAAUAGCACACAAACUAGACAUAUGUUAUACGG